CGGCUGCUCCGUCCUGCGCCGCUUCGCCUCCAGUUGGGGGAGAAUUUCCAAAGCGGAAAGCCGGAUUGCAGUGAGUGAGUGGCUCGGACUCGCCAGGCGGGUGCAAGCGCUGCAGCAGCAGCAGCUCCGCUUCUGAAGACUGUUGAGGCGGCGCCUGCUUUUGCAGAUCCACCUCCCCCCCCACCUUUUUGGGCAGGGAGCUGCGACAGCGGCUGUUUUUGGAAACUUUGCAAAGCCGGGAUCUCCAGGCGCCGACCGCGGCCUUUUGCCGGCAGAGAUGAAGCCCGGCCUGGCGGUGCCCUGUGCCUGGAUCGCGGCGGUGGCGCUGCUGGACUACCUCGCCCUGCGCUUGGCGGGGCUGGCGCUCCAGCCGCCCUGGGGGAGCCCCCUGGUGCGCUGCUGGGCCGCCGCCCUGGUGCGCUGCCCGGUGCUGACCCUCUCGGCUUAUGCCCUCGGCUGCCGUGGCGGGCACGGGCUCCCCGGGGCGCUGCGAGAUGCCCUGAUGCCCGCGGCGCUCCUCCUCAGCUUCCUGGUGCCUUCCUUUGCCACCCUGCAGUACCUGCUCCUGCCCAACGGGGGCGCCUCGGAGCUGGCGCACACCUGGGGCCGGGCGGACGUCUUCGCCCUGAGCUACCUCGUCGUGGGCGCCGCUGCCUGCCUGUGGCAUCUCCAGGAGCCCCCCAGCCCAGGAGGGGGCGGGAAGGGACCCUCGGCGUCCUUUGGGCGCCUCCUCUCCUGCAUGAGGCCGGAUGUGCUGCGGUUCGUGGCCAUGGGUGGUCUCAUGGUGGUCUCCUCUUUGGGGGAGAUGGCCGUUCCCUACUACACAGGACGCAUGACUGACUGGAUCGUGACCAAGGGCGACUCUUCUGUCUUUGAGAAAGCACUUUGGAUGAUGUUUCUCCUCACGGUGGGCAGUGCCGUGACUGAGUUUCUCUGCGACUGCCUCUACAAUGCCACCAUGAACCGGCUCCACACCCGCCUCCAGAGCACCACCUUCAGCUCCAUCCUGCGCCAGGAAAUCGGGUUCUUCCACACUAACCGCACAGGAGACAUCACGUCCCGCAUCACCUCGGACACGGAGAGCGUGAGCGAAGCCCUUUCGGGGGACCUGAGCCUGCUGAUGUGGUACCUGAUGCGGGGGAUCUUCCUCUACGCCACGAUGCUGUGGGUCUCCCUGCCCCUGGCCCUGGUUGUCACCGUGGGGCUGCCCUUCAUCCUCCUCCUGCCAAAGUUCUUUGGGAAAUUUCACCAGAACUUGGCGCGUCAGGUCCAGGAGUCCUUGGCCAAGGCCAAUGAAGUGGCGCUGGAGACCUUCCAGGCCAUCUCCACCGUCCGCAGCUUUGCAAACGAGGAGGGGACGGCCCGGCGCUACGAGGAGAAGCUGCAGGGGACCUACCAGCUCAACAAGUGGGAGGCUGCGGCCUACGCCACCUCCUUGUGGACUAGCAGCAUCUCGGGAUUGGCUCUCAAAGUGGGGAUUCUGUACUACGGGGGCCACCUGGUCACGCUGGGGGGGGUGAGCAGCGGAGAUCUGGUGACCUUUGUCCUCUACGAGAUGGAGUUCUCCUCAGUGGUGCGGGCCCUCCUCUUUUCUUACCCGAAUGUGCAAAAAGCAGUCGGAUCAUCUGAGAAGAUUUUCGAAUACAUGGACCGGACGCCCCGGAUCGCCCCCUCGGGGACCCUGGCACCCCCAGAACUCGGAGGACACGUCCUCCUGCAGGACGUCUGGUUUUCCUAUCCGGACCGGGAUGAUGCUCUGGUGCUGAAGGGGGUGACCCUGGAGCUGCGCCCCGGCACAGUGACGGCGCUGGUUGGCCCUUCGGGGUCCGGGAAGAGCACCGUGGUGGCCCUGCUGGUGCGGUUCUACGAUCCGGAGCGAGGACGGGUGACGCUGGACGGGAGAGACCUGCGGGAGUAUGAGCAUCGCUUCCUGCAUGGGAAGGUGGCGCUGGUGAGCCAGAGUCCAGUGCUGUUUGCGCGAUCGCUGCACGGGAACAUUGCUUACGGACUGGGAGAGCGGAGUCCGGAGGAGGUGAGGCAGGCGGCCCAGCGAGCCGGGACGCACCGAUUCAUUGAGGGACUGAGCCGCGGCUACAACACAGAUGCCGGUGAAACGGGGAGCCAGAUCUCGGGGGGGCAGAGGCAGGGGGUCGCCAUUGCCCGGGCCCUGAUCCGAGACCCCAGGGUGCUGAUCUUGGAUGACGCCACCAGUGCUCUCGACAUGGAGAGCCAGCAGCAGGUGGAGAAGGAAAUCUAUGAGGGCCCGGCUUGCCCCCGGCGCUCCGUCCUCCUGAUCUCCCACCGCCUCCGCACGGUGGAACAGGCCGACCGCAUCCUGGUGAUGGAAGACGGGCAGAUCCAGGAGGAGGGGACCCACCAGCAGCUCCUGAGGAAGAGGGGCGCCUACUGGCAGCUGCUGCAGACGCAGCAGAACGGGGCGGAGGGGCAGCGCCCGGAGUCCGGAGAGUGGGCGUCCGUGGCCGAGGCGCUCUCCCCUUCCCUCCGGAGCGGCGGGAUGGCGCUGCAGGACGUGUGCGGGCUGGCCGGGGCGGACUGGGGCAGGGGAGCGCCCGGAGGGUCUUCUUGGGCCGCCACCGCGGUGCAGCCGGGCGGCCUGGCGCAUUACUCCUUCGGGGCGCGGGAGGCGCGCAUCGCCGUGCCCCGGGGCAGGCAGCCCUCUGAGUUCCUGCAGUCCCUCGGCGAGGGCAGCGGAGACGGGCACCGGCUCGAGCUGGCCCACGGCACCACCACCCUGGCCUUCACUUUCCAGCACGGAGUCAUCGUGGCCACCGACUCCCGGGCUUCGGCCGGCAGCUAUAUCGACACUCUGCUCUUCAACAAAGUGAUCGAGAUCAACCCCUACCUCCUGGGCACCAUGUCCGGAAGCGCGGCCGAUUGCCAGUACUGGGAGCGGCUCCUGGCCAAGCACUGCAGGCUCUAUUACCUGCGCAACAAGGAACGGAUCAGCGUCUCGGCGGCCUCCAAGCUCUUGGCCAAUAUGCUGUACGAGUACCGGGGGAUGGGCCUUUCUGUAGGCAGCAUGCUUUGCGGCUGGGACAAAAAGGGACCAGGCCUUUACUACAUAGACGACAACGGGGUACGCCUGUCAGGCCCCCUCUUUUCCACGGGAAGUGGAAACUCGUAUGCCUACGGGGUGCUGGACAGCGGAUACCGCCCCGACCUCAGCGUGGAAGAGGCCUACGACCUGGGCAGGCGGGCCAUCACUUAUGCCACCCACCGCGACGCCUACUCUGGAGGGGUGGUGAACAUGUAUCACAUGAAGGAAGACGGCUGGAUCCGGGUCGGACGCACCGACGUCGCUAUGCUGCUCGACCAGUACGCAGAGACGUUUCAUAUAUGGAGCGCGGGCUCCGCCUUGUGGCCCGAAGAGGAAAUGCAGCAGUCGGGGCCGUGCCGGGGCUUUCCGCUUGAAAACGAAAGUAACAAAUUCGAGACGCUCAUUCGGCAGCUCCUCUCCGGAAGACUCGGGGGUGCGGGUUCUGCCACCAUGGGCCUCUCCACUGCCUUCUGCUCGGCCGCCCUCCUGUUUUUGUGUGACGUCGCCCUCCUCUCCUUGCUAGACCUGUGGCGGCCCUCCCUGGCCCCCCUGGGGGUCCCGGCGACAUGGCUGGAGGCGGGGCUGCGUCUGGUGGCUCUCUGGGGGGUCCAGGGGCUGCUGUCUCUGGUCCGGCCCCCCCACCUCCCUUCCGCAGCCCUGGUGACCGUGUGUCUGUUGCCCGCCCUUCACUACUCAGUGGGGCACUGGCUCGGAGACCCUCCUCUCCUGCUGUCUUCAGCCCCCUGGUCCUGGCUGCUGCUGGGCUAUGGGGCAGUGGGUCUGGUCUGCAUCACUUGGGGGGCUCUGGAGCAGGGGGGCCGGAGGGGAGAAACCAAGGAAGAAGACAAGGCCACGCUGCGGAAGUUGCUGAGGCUGUUCUCUGCAGACACCCCGUACCUUGGCGGCGCAUUUAUGUUCCUCACUAUGGCAGUGAUCGCUGAAACGUACAUCCCCUACUAUACGGGCCGCGUGAUUGAUAUCUUGGGCAAGAAAUACAACUCGGAUGCCUUCUCGGACACCAUCUUCCUCGUCUGUCUGGUGUCCCUGGGCAGCUCUUUGUUUGCUGGCUGCCGUGGGGGACUCUUCAUGUUCACCAUGUCCCGGAUGAACAUCCGGGUCCGCGGCCUGCUCUUCUCUUCUCUGGUGCGGCAGGAUCUGGCCUUCUUCCACGAGGUGAAAACAGGGGACCUGACCUCCCGCCUCUCCAAAGACACGGCCAUGAUGAGCCGGUCAGUGCCAGCCAACACCAACAUCUUCCUGCGCUCCCUGAUCCAGGCCGCCUGGCUCUACGGCUUCAUGUUCAGCCUCUCGCCGCGCCUGACUCUGCUGACCCUCGUCGAGACGCCGCUCAUGAUGGCCCUCCAGAAGGUCUACGACACCCGUCACCAGGCUUUCCUGCAGAAGAUCCAGGACUCCCUGGCACGCUCCGGGGAGGUGGUGCGUGAAACACUGUCUUCCAUUAAGACGGUGCGCAGCUUUGCCACAGAGGAGGAGGAGCACAGGCGCUACGACGUGGCCCUGGCCGAGACCCGGCAGCUCAAGAACCAGCGAGAUCUGGAGCGGGCGCUGUAUCUGCUCGUCCGGCGGUUUCUCCGCCUGGCCCUUCAUCUCCUCAUCCUGUACAGCGGAUACCAGCAGAUCCAGGCAGGCCUGCUCACCAAGGGGAACCUGAUCUCCUUCAUCCUCUACCAAGGGGACGUGGGGAUGCAUGUCCAGACCCUGGUGUACAUGUACGGAGAUCUUCUGAGCAAUGUGGGGGCUGCAGAGAAGGUGUUUGAGUACCUCCAUCGAGAGCCGGCGGUCCGCACAGACGGGACGCUGGCCCCAGCAGUCCCCCGAGGCCGCGUCUCCUUCCGAAAUGUCUCCUUCUGCUAUCCGUCUCGCCCGGAUAUCCAGGUCUUAGAGAACGUCUCCUUCGAGCUCCGCCCCGGAGAGGUGACGGCGUUGGUGGGCUUGAACGGCAGCGGGAAGAGCACCUGCGUGGCCCUGCUGGAGCGCUUCUACGAGCCCCAGUCCGGGGAGAUCCUGCUGGACGGGACCCCCAUCCAGGAGUAUGAGCACAAAUACCUGCACAGCCAGGUGGCGCUGGUGAACCAGGAGCCCGUCCUCUUCUCCGGGUCCAUUCGGGACAACAUCGCCUAUGGGGUGGAAGGCUGCAGAGAGGAAGACGUCAUCAGGGCAGCGAAAGACGCCAGUGCCUUGGAGUUCAUCUGGGAGCUGGAAGGAGGGUUCGACGCAGACGUGGGUGAGAAGGGGGGCCAGAUGUCCGUGGGGCAGAAGCAGCGCCUGGCCAUCGCUCGCGCUCUCAUCCGGAACCCGAAGGUCUUGAUCCUGGACGAAGCCACGAGUGCCCUGGAUGUGGAGUGCGAAGCGGCCAUCCAGAAGUCGGUGGUCGGAGGCCGAGGCCGGGCCGUGCUGGUGAUCGCUCACCGCAUGCAGACGGUGGAGAGCGCCGACAAGAUCGUGGUGCUGGAAGGCGGGAAGGUGGUGGAGGAGGGGACCCACGAGGAGCUGAUGAGCCGGAAGGGACCCUACCACCGGCUGGUGCAGAGGAACUGGGCCCAGUGAUUGGCGAAGGAGAGGGGGGGCACCAGUUGGGUCAGCCCCAUUUGUGGCGGCAGGAUUUUGCACGGACCCUGAAAGGCGGCUUGGACAAGAAGAGCGGGUGCGGUCCUUGCGUUGUGGAGGGAUGAAACGACCAGAGAAGACUGUACAGCACCUAGCACUCCCUGGGCAGCAACGGGGUGGGGGAACUCAAACAAUUCCUCGAUGCUUAGGCGAUUUUAAGUACCCCCCCCCAGCCAAUGGCUUUUGCUUUCAUUGUUAUUGUGUUAUUAAUAUAAAUUAUUUAGGUAAACUGUAACCCAUUGUCGUGGGGUUGAAGAGAGAUGUAAAAUUUGAAUGGGUGAGGGGCAUAGAGGGUCCACUGAGAGCCAGUUUGGUGCAGUGGUUAAGUGCGCGGACUCUCAUCUGGGAGGACCGGGUUU
Messenger RNA from Gekko japonicus, 6045 nucleotides. RefSeq lists its product as uncharacterized. Lineage: Eukaryota; Metazoa; Chordata; Lepidosauria; Squamata; Gekkonidae. Gene Ontology annotation, molecular function: ATP binding; ATP hydrolysis activity; ABC-type oligopeptide transporter activity. Bases 278 to 5626 code for a protein of 1782 amino acids. The transcript is spliced from 29 exons. Gene Ontology annotation, cellular component: proteasome core complex; membrane. Gene Ontology annotation, biological process: transmembrane transport. The record is from RefSeq and is a predicted model, not a curated record.